CAUCAAGCUAGCAGUAGAUUGACCGGCAACGAGUUGAAACUUUCAGAAUCAAUUUUGACAAAAACUCAAAACUUUCAUCCGAUGUCCAAGAUAAUAAAAAUUCUAGUGAACAACGAAAAAAUCGCAGUUUUACGACAAAACAUAUUCGGCAUACCCAAAAACCUAAAUGGCCAGCGUAGCUCCGAGAUGUCAACUCUUAACACGUGGACUUUUUGCAGCAAGAGAAUCGGUCAGAGCCAUAAUGGAUUUUUACCGUUUUCGAGCAGCGAUAAGGGCGCAAUCAAGAAACUGUAGUUCCAAGAAGUGCAACUGCGAUUGUCCACAAGGAGAAUCCUUCAUUAAGGAUCCGAGGGACACGGGAGAAGAAUGCGAAACUUAUAAAAAAUUGAUGGCUAAGAAACACGUGGAGAAUACCUGCCGCAUUAACGAAUGGCCUUGCAGCAGAUACGAUACGACAGUUUGCGAUCCGAUGGAAUGUAAAGUGGAAAAAAUUGAAGAUAGACCGCCUAUACCAGACGAAGUUUUCGAACAAACACCGCCGUGUAUACCUUAUGAGGGGGAAGGUAUGCGUUUCAGGAAUAUGUGCGAAAUAGCACAGCUGAGGCGAUGUUACGCUGAGAACCUAAUGAAAGCCCAUCAUUGUACGAGUGAACGCCCAGCUUGCUUCAGUUGGGAUAAGACCUACCCUAUGAGACACGCUGGAGCAAAACCAGAAAUAGAUGGCCGACCCAUAGUUGGAGAGAGUUGGAAGAAGAAAACAUGGGGAAUCAAAUGCUAAAUGACUAUGUACGUUCAGAAAAAUAUCUCUGAUAAUAAACAAUAUCUGAAUAUCGGAAGAAUAUGCUGAAAUUGUCGUAGAGUUUCUUCAUAACAAUUAUUCCUACAGUUAUAUACUAGCCUAACCUAAAAAAAACGAGGGGAUCCUUUUAUAAACUCUCACAUGACUCUGCAGACCCAGGCUCGAUCUAAGUUCUUGCCUUAACAUGCAAUCACCGUGGAAUAUCAGUAAAAAAUAUGCCGUAUGGGGUAUUUUACUCAGAAUAAAUGUCUAGCAUGAA
Coccinella septempunctata (seven-spotted ladybird) is the source of this 1058-nucleotide messenger RNA. RefSeq lists its product as uncharacterized. Lineage: Eukaryota; Metazoa; Arthropoda; Insecta; Coleoptera; Coccinellidae. The record is from RefSeq and is a predicted model, not a curated record. The transcript is spliced from 5 exons. Bases 167 to 778 code for a protein of 203 amino acids.